CUGGUCACAGUCUGAGUCAAACUUGAACAUCAUGUUGUCUCUGUGUGUCUUUCUGUCUCUGCUCUCUGUCUUCUCAGUUACAGAGGGGCAAGUCUGUAGUCCAUGUGACCCAGCUCAGUGUGCUCCUCUGCCUGCUGAUGGCUGCCCUGCCGGCUCCGUGCAGGACGCUUGCAGCUGCUGCUCCAUCUGUGCUGCCGCUGAAGGUGAACUGUGCAGCAGGCGCCGCUCACUGGCACGCCGCUGUGGACCUGGUCUGGAAUGUGUCAAAAGCAAUGAGGACAAGAAGAGCAAGCUCGGACUUUGUGUUUGUAAAAGUAACUAUGAAGUUUGUGGAACCAACGGAGUAACCUACCGCAACAGCUGUGCUCUGAAGGCUGCGAGCCGCAAAGCUGAGAGCAGCGGAAAGACAGCAAUCGGUGUCCACAACAAGGGCCGGUGCGCAACAGCCCCCGUCAUCGUCACCCCUCCAGCUGAAGUGUACAAUGUCAGCGGCUCGCAGGUUUACCUGACCUGUGAGGCAGUCGGCGUGCCAACACCUGUGCUCACCUGGAAAAAGGUUAUCAUGGGCAAGAAGAAGAUGGAGCUUCUUCCAGGAGACAGAGAAAACCUGGCGAUCCAGACCAGAGGAGGACCUGAGAAGCACGAAGUUACCGGCUGGGUGCUGAUCUCCCCUCUCACCAAAGAAGAAGAAGGGUCAUAUGAAUGUCAUGCCACCAACUCUCAGGGGGCGGUAUCAGCUUUGGGCACCAUUCAUGUGGUUGAGUCUAUUGAUGACAUCAUUAAGAAAGUGACUAAGGAGGACGAGCUGUGAGGACGACCUGAUGUCCAUCAGUCACCACGUCAUGGUUUUCUUGUGACCCUCUUUUGUUUAUUUUUUUAAUUCUUGAUUAUUACUUUUACUUCUACUUUUUAAUAACCUUUAAAAAGAUACAAAGCACACAAACUGUUUUUCUGUGUUUUUGUUGUUUUUUUAAUUUGAUAUUUUUUUAUUUAAACUGGCAUGAAACUGGUUUUCAUGUUGGUAAGAUGUGAAAAAUAUCAAGUAUAAUCAAUUAGACUGAAUAUUACCACUUACAUAUUUCAUUCCGAAUAUUUUUGCUCCAUUUUACCGGCUGUGCAAAUAAACAGUUGCAGGAAUUGAAAUGAAAUCACAAAGUAUGCCACAAACAACAGAAAAUAAACUUUUUAAAAAGAUAUAUCUGUGUUACUAAAAAAAAGGACCCUCUGAGUUACUGAUGGAGAUUUCAUAAAACAAAUCUGGAACAAACUUGGCAUCAGCUGUAAGAAUAAAGCAUUUUUCAGUCUUUUGUGAA
Molecule: messenger RNA, 1313 nt
Organism: Thalassophryne amazonica
Lineage: Eukaryota; Metazoa; Chordata; Actinopteri; Batrachoidiformes; Batrachoididae
Gene: igfbp7
Product: insulin-like growth factor binding protein 7
Exons: 5
Coding region: 32-811 (259 amino acids)
Biological process (GO): regulation of cell growth; regulation of signal transduction
Cellular component (GO): extracellular region
Molecular function (GO): insulin-like growth factor binding
Source: RefSeq, a predicted model, not a curated record